This is a messenger RNA of Capronia epimyces CBS 606.96, 1614 nucleotides long. RefSeq lists its product as uncharacterized. NCBI's taxonomy places the organism in Eukaryota, Fungi, Ascomycota, Eurotiomycetes, Chaetothyriales, Herpotrichiellaceae. Bases 1 to 1614 code for a protein of 537 amino acids. The transcript has 2 exons. The record is from RefSeq and is a predicted model, not a curated record.
AUGCUUAGCAACAUAAGGGCUUUUCGAGUUCCAGACAUAACUAUCAGGCGAUACGUUCUUGAUGCCAGCACGAAGAGGUAUGGCCGCGACGAGAAGGGAGAGGUUCUGUUGCUGGACGCAGAUGCAGAGCUCCAUGUUAAAAUCCGGCGAGACUCAGAGCUCAUGGACAUCAUCGUCCCAUUAUCAGAACGCUUCGCAGAACGCUUUGAUUUGGGAAACGCCAGUCGCGAACUUCUUGUGAAAGUCCUCACAACGGAGAAAGUGGAGCAAUUCAUUGAAGGACUCGAAAGAGCAGGUAUCAAGACCGAUCCGACCGCCGUCGUCGAAGUCGUGGCUGAAGACGACCCGGCCGAAGAUUCCGAUGACGUUACCCUUGCUGAAGAUCCCAACGACAGCCUCGGAUUGGCCUUCCAACAAUUGCAGAUCGGCAAUGAGAGGAGUGGUAGUGGUGCGGACGAAGAAUCCUGGGGAUCACAACCCCGCGGGCCAUCACAAAGGCCCAGCUCACAGAGACGACAAUUACGAAAUGAGGCAGCAGUCUCCUCCCCGUUCUCAUUGAAAAGACGGUUGAACCAGGCUGCCUCCAGUGAGGCAAGAUCCGAUGGGAUUGCCACAGACGGGGAGACUGCUCCAGACGAGUAUAUUGCGCGCUUGACCGCAAGCCUGAGUAAGGCAAAGCUGUCUGACACGACUCAUGAUGUCUUCCGCGACCGGCUUGCACCUCCCCAUGCUCCUUCGGGAGCAGAGCCCAGCCAAUCUUCAGUGCCCGUCUUCGGCAUGGCUACCGGCUUCGAAUUCACUUUCAACUCACCUUCUCCCCAGCCUCGGGUGACCAAGCCAGAUGCCGACAUGAGCAGUUCAUUGGGGGCAAAUACGUCGGCAACGUCGCGCGUCAUUGUCGACAACUCGUCAGAGGCCCAGGCAGACUUGGACGCGCCACAAUCCUCUCCGAACCAUGUACACGGGGCAUUGGAAACCCCAACCAAGGCGUUUCGACAGUCGAAUCAUCCCUGGUCGUCUGGACGGCGUCACAGGAGCAGCUAUGGUGGAAGCAGCUUUGUCGCUCAGCAAUCGCCUGAAGACAUGCCACAUGAGAUUGGAUUUGCGGGAGAACACCUGGUUUACAAGUUUCUGGAAGACAAGCUGUCACCACUUUUCACGCCCGAGAACUGGACCAGUCGAGCUCGAACUAAAGCCUUUCCAAAUCCAUUCAGCGAUGACUUUCGCGAGAAGGACUUUGCCGAUUUCACCUACGUCGACACCGACGGACGCAUGCGCAUGUAUCUGAGCGAACACGUCCCGAACUUUGAGAGUCCCACUGGUCAGGGGAACAUCACCUACCACUUGGAAGUCAAAUCUAGCCUGGGCGGCCUGCACACGCCGGCCCUCUUGAGUAAUAACCAGAUCUCCAUGGCGAAGAAAUGGUCUGGGAGAUUCUCCACCCCGGCCACCCAAACCGACGUGUACAUCCUGGUGAGAGUCUACGGGCUCGGGUCGGAUCCUCCUCAACCGCAGUUGUGUCUUUUCCCUGAUCCUUGGAAUCUUAUCUGCCAGGAUUCUCUGCUUAUCGAAGGCGAAGCGGGGAUUUAUGUACGACCGAAAGUCGGGAAUUAG